Nasonia vitripennis (jewel wasp) is the source of this 1506-nucleotide messenger RNA. It is a transcript of the gene wuho, whose product is annotated as tRNA (guanine-N(7)-)-methyltransferase non-catalytic subunit wdr4. Gene Ontology annotation, molecular function: protein binding; tRNA (guanine(46)-N7)-methyltransferase activity. The transcript has a single exon. The coding region runs from base 235 to 1386 and encodes 383 amino acids. NCBI's taxonomy places the organism in Eukaryota, Metazoa, Arthropoda, Insecta, Hymenoptera, Pteromalidae. The record is from RefSeq and is a predicted model, not a curated record. Gene Ontology annotation, biological process: RNA (guanine-N7)-methylation. Gene Ontology annotation, cellular component: tRNA methyltransferase complex; nucleus; cytosol.
GUCCUCACAUAUAUAUAUUGUUAGCUGCGUGUGUAUACAUAUAUGUUAAAAACGCGAACUCGAUGUGCCAGUGCAUGUGCCAUGACUGCCAUGGGGCUUUGGUGCAGUCACGCAACAACUUUAUAAUUUGUCGGCUACAACUCUGAAAUCGAUUUGAGUUGUGUUUUUUCGGAAAGUAUGUUUUAAAAAAAUUAAAUAAAAUUCACUAGUAUUAUUUGAUGCAAAAGACCAAACAUGAGUUUUUCUAUCUAUGACUCGAAUGUCAUCCUGUGCUCCGGCGAUAACGUUUUAGUUUAUAACCUCGAAAGUAAGACCAAAAAUGUCAUUACUUUGCCAAAACUCGUAGCCGAGAAAGAAAUAAAAGCUCACAAUAGAGAAGAUAUAGAGUCUUUCCAUACGUUGACAAGUGUGGCAUUUUCUGACGAUGGACAGUAUUUCCUGGUCUGUACGAAUCGCAAACAGUUGUGUCUGUACAGUACAAGAGAUGGUUUUAAGCUGGUUUCAAACAGGACAAUGCCAAGAGCAGCUAGCAGAGUUAGAUUUCACUCAAACAAUGAUGUUGUUGUUGCUGACAAGUCAGGCGAUGCUUACUUGUUUUCAAGUUCUAGGCCUGAUGAAGCUGGACAAUUGUUGUUGGGUCAUUUGUCAAUGUUAUUAGACAUUUUAGUGACAGAUGAUCAGAAAUACGUUAUUACAGCUGAUAGAGAUGAGAAAAUUAGAGUAUCUAUGUUUCCUAACAGUUAUAAUAUAUUGUCCUAUUGUCUAGGUCAUAAAAACUUUGUUACAAAUAUUGCUAUUGUUCCUCAUGACAAAGAUAUUUUAGUAUCAAGUGGAGGUGAUGGAACUUUGAUGUUCUGGGAUUUCAAAACUGGAAGAGAAAUACUAAGAGUUUACUUUCACGAGAAGCUAUCGCAAAAUGAUUUACUUAAACUAAAUCAAACUUUAAAGGAAAACGAUUUAGAAGAAGAUGUGACAGUUUCUCCAGUGAAACACUUAAAAGUAAUGCAAGUUAAUAAUUCUACAUCUGUUGUGGCUGUGACUUUCUAUUGUAGCAGUGCAAUACUGUUCUACAGCAUUUCCAAUAAACAAGACGACUUAAAAGUAGAAUAUUUGGACUUCAUUUCAAUUGAUAAGGAACCAUUGGAAUGCCAAUUUUACAAAGAUCAUUUGUGGAUUUUGACAGACUCAAAAAUUGAGAUUUACAAAUUUGAUAUAACAAAAUUUGUUAUUGAUGCAACUUUGAACACCGAAAUAAAAGAAUUAAAUGAACAAUGGAAGAAGCUUUAUAACACUUCGCUUAAAACACUGCUACCUGUAUUGUACAAAAGAAAAUUUGAUAGUGUACAAGAAUAUCAAGAAAGAAAAAAGACAAGGUUAAUUAAAUGACAUGUCAGAAGAUUAAGGAGACAAAUUACGUUUUUUAUUUCUUAAUACAAAUAUUUAUUAAUAUAAAUCAUGUGUUAUCCGCGUGAAUUUUUUAAUAAUAAUAAAAAAGAAGACAACCAA